AUGAAUAUUUAUAGUUUUCAAUCAUCGAAUAGUCUUGAUCGUUAUCGUCUUUAUUCCAAUGAAGAUUAUUUACAAUUACCUGUUGAAGUAAUUUCACCAUUAAGUAAUAAUACACUUGCAUGCGAAUCUGGUCCGGAUGUUGGUUUAGUUGAUAUUGCUCGUCAUCAAAAAAAAGGAAUUUUAAAAGUGAAUAAUUCCAUAAAAGUAGCUGGUCAAAACAAUUGGCAAAUGCCUAAUGUACAAUUUGCUUGUGGUCUAUCAACAUCACUUUACGAUCAUAAUCCAUUUACAGGAGAAGUAAAUGGUGAACCAAUUGCUGAUUGUUUUGCAAUAUGUGCACAAGAAAAUAAUGCUAUUUUAUCAAUUGCUGAUGGUGUUAAUUGGGGAUAUAAACCACGACUUGCUGCUCGAUGUGCAAUACAUGGUGCGAUGGCUUGUCUUAAUCAGCAACUAUUUGAAAGAAAAUUAAAUACUACAAAAGAUGUAUUCGAACGAAUAAAUGCAGCAAUUCAUGCAGCUCAACAAUUAAUUAUUGAAAAUAACGGUUCAUUAACAACAUUAACUGUUAGUAUUAUUUGUCCAUCAAAUCGUCGAUGGUUUGUUUGUUCAGCUAUUGUUGGUGAUUCGAAUGCUUAUGUUUAUAGUCGAAAACAAAAAUCUGUAUUUGAAUUAACACAAGGAUCUCGUAAUCUAAAUGAUGAGCGUGAUAUGCGUUCACCAGGUGGUGCUUUAGGUAUGACAAUGACUGAAAAAGCUGAUUUAUCUAAUCUUACAUAUUCAUUAAUGGAAAUUGAACAAGGUGAUUUUGUAUUUUUAACAACAGAUGGUAUUAGUGAUAAUUAUGAUCCUUGUGUAAGUGGUUCAGCAGCUAGUGUUAAAACUCCAUUACUUGUUCGAAAAUCAAGUAAUUCAAUAUCAGAUAUACCACUUACAUUAAUGACUGCAUAUGAAAGACAUUCAUAUAGUCUUCGUCGUAUGCAUUUAUCUAUAGCUGAUAAUGAAGAACAAUUGAAUGCUUUAGAUCUAUGUAAUCGUUUAUUACAAUAUGUUAUUCGAUUGACUGCUGAACAAAGACAUAUUAUUGAACAAGGUGUACGUGAAAAUGAAGGUAUACAAGGUUCAGCACGUAAUCAAUUUGAAAUUGACAUGCGAGAUAAAGUUGGAAAAGUACCUGGAAAAUUAGAUCAUGCAUCGAUUGUUGUUUAUCAAGUCAGAUAA
Messenger RNA from Rotaria sp. Silwood1, 1218 nucleotides. The record is from the annotation of a GenBank genome assembly. NCBI's taxonomy places the organism in Eukaryota, Metazoa, Rotifera, Eurotatoria, Philodinida, Philodinidae.